CUUUGAUACUGUGAACCACAGAAGAACUGGAGACUGGCAUUGAAAGGAGGUGUUUUCCAACUUUUUUUUUUUUUUUUUAAGAAGUUUACUUCAACUAGAGAAAAGCUGAGAAAUGACAGGGGCAAAGAGGAAAAAGAAAAGUGUGUCCUGGAGCAAGAUGUAUGCCCCCCAUUGUGAAGACAUUAAAAAGUGGUGUAGAAGGCGGCUACCUGUUUUGGAAUGGGCACCACAGUAUAAUCUGAAAGAGAACCUGCUUCCAGACGCUGUGUCUGGAAUAAUGUUGGGAGUUCAACAGGUGACACAAGGUUUGGCCUUUGCUAUUCUCUCAUCUGUGCACCCUGUAUUCGGUUUAUAUGGGUCUCUGUUUCCUGCCAUCAUUUAUGCCAUAUUUGGAAUGGGACGUCAUGUUGCCACAGGUACCUUUGCUUUAACAUCCUUGAUAUCUGCCAAUGCAGUGGAACGACUUGUCCCUCAGAGCAGUCAGAACCUGACCACACAGAGUACUAACACAAGUGUGCUGGGCUUAUCUGAAUUUGAGAUGCAAAGGAUUGGUGUGGCUGCAGCAGUUUCCUUCUUGGGAGGAGUGAUUCAAUUGGCCAUGUUUGCCCUACAACUGGGUAGUGCCACCUUCCUGCUGACAGAGCCUGUCAUCAGUGCGAUGACAACUGGAGCUGCCACCCACGUUGUGACUUCUCAAGUCAAGUAUCUCUUGGGAAUGAAAAUGCCAUAUAUAUCUGGACCACUUGGAUUCUUUUAUAUUUAUGCAUAUGUCUUUGAAAAUAUCAAGUCGGUCCGAUUGGAAGCAUUGCUCUUAUCCUUGCUAAGCAUCGUGGUGCUUGUUCUUGUUAAAGAGCUGAAUGAACAAUUUAAAAGGAAAAUUAAAGUUGUUCUUCCUGUCGAUUUAGUUUUGAUUGUUGCAGCAUCAUUUGCUUGUUAUUGUACCAAUAUGGAACAUACAUAUGGAUUAGCAGUGCUUGGUCAUAUUCCAAAAGGAAUUCCUCCACCUAGAGCUCCCCCCAUGAACAUCCUCUCCGCUGUAAUCACUGAGGCUUUUGGAGUGGCGCUUGUAGGCUAUGUGGCCUCCCUGGCUCUUGCUCAAGGAUCUGCCAAAAAAUUCAAAUAUUCCGUUGAUGACAAUCAGGAAUUCUUGGCACAUGGCCUCAGCAAUGUGAUUCCUUCAUUUUUCUUCUGCAUCCCAAGUGCUGCAGCCAUGGGAAGGACUGCUGGCCUCUACAGCACGGGAGCAAAGACCCAGGUGGCUUGUCUAAUAUCUUGCGUUUUCGUCCUUAUAGUCAUCUAUGCAAUAGGACCUCUGCUUUACUGGCUGCCCAUGUGUGUUCUUGCGAGUAUUAUCGUUGUAGGACUGAAAGGAAUGCUAAUACAGUUCCGGGAUUUAAAAAAGUAUUGGAAUGUGGAUAAAAUUGAUUGGGGCAUAUGGGUCAGUACAUAUAUAUUUACAAUAUGUUUUGCUGCCAAUGUGGGACUGCUGUUUGGUGUUGCCUCUACCAUAGCUAUAGUGAUUGGACGUUUCCCAAGAGCAAAGACUGUGAGUAUGAAAAACACAAAAGAAAUGGAAUUUAAAGUGAAGACAGAAACAGAUGGUGAAACUCUGCAGCUGGUGAAAAUUAUCUCCGUAAACAACCCACUUGUUUUUCUGAAUGCAAAAAAGUUUCAUACUGAUUUAAUGAACUUAAUCCAAAAGGAAACUUCCAGCAAUCAACCAUUUGAUGAUAUCAACAAGUGUGAACAGAACAUGCUGCUCACUUCUUUGUCCAAUGGCAACUGCAAUGAUGAGGCUUCACUGCCCUGCCCAAAUGAGAAGUGCUCUUUAAUCCUGGAUUGCAGUGGAUUGAAUUUCUUUGACUAUUCUGGAGUCUCCAUGCUUGUGGAGGUUUACAUGGACUGUAAGAACAGAAAUGUGGAUAUAUUGUUUGCCCACUGCACAGCUUCCUUGAUAAAAGCAGUGAAGUACUGUGGAAACAUAGACUCAGAGAAACAAAUAUUUUUUGAAUCGGUAUCUGCUGCAAUCAGUACCAUUCACUCAAAUAAGAAUGUGGGCAAACUCAGUGACCACAGUGAAGUUUGA
This is a messenger RNA of Chrysochloris asiatica (Cape golden mole), 2086 nucleotides long. It is a transcript of the gene SLC26A7, whose product is annotated as solute carrier family 26 (anion exchanger), member 7. Gene Ontology annotation, molecular function: sulfate transmembrane transporter activity; oxalate transmembrane transporter activity; chloride transmembrane transporter activity. The record is from RefSeq and is a predicted model, not a curated record. The coding region runs from base 113 to 2086 and encodes 657 amino acids. Gene Ontology annotation, biological process: transmembrane transport. Gene Ontology annotation, cellular component: membrane. The transcript has 18 exons. Lineage: Eukaryota; Metazoa; Chordata; Mammalia; Afrosoricida; Chrysochloridae.